UUUAAUAUUGCUUCGCUUGUAAUUGACUCGUCUUUCUUUUUUUUUUUAAAGGGUUUUCAAAGUCUCAAUCUUUUGGCUUUGGCCCAUCCAGUCGUUCACAGAAUACCUUUCCCAACACGCCAUUGACAGCCAUGGCCGGCUACAGCAAACCAAGAGGUGUUCUUACCACCCUCUUCGCCGUCUUCCUCUUCUUCCACGCUGCUGUUGCCGUACAGCAUGCCGCUCACCACCAUGUCCACCGCUCCCCCCAGGCCAUGGAGGCUCAUCUCGACGAAACGAAGAAGUUACUGGCUGAGCGCGCUAAUAAUAUUGCUAUUACUGGUGUUACAGGCACUAUCUCCCCGCGUCUGGAGAUUCGCGACCUGAAGAAGAACGCAGACCAGUGGAAUCUGUAUCUUCUCGGCUUGGAGAGGUUCUACGCCAAGGACAAGGGCGACAGAUUGUCAUACUACCAGAUUGCGGGUGUUCACGGACGUCCUUACGUUACAUGGAACAACUUCCCCACUCCGUUGGUAAACACUGCUGGUUUCUGUCCCCACGGUCAGACUCUGUUCGGUUCAUGGCACAGGCCGUAUCUUGCUAUCUUCGAGCAAGCCUGGUACCAAUGCGUUCAGGAAGUUAUCGCUACGUUCCCAUCUGGCGAACAAACCCGCUGGAAAAACGCCGCCUCUACCCUUCGUAUGCCGUACUGGGACUGGGCCAAGGCUCCCCCGUCGGGCGAAAUGAGCACCCCUACCCUGAUGCGUGACAAGACUGUUACCGUCACUAAGCCCUCUGGUACUGUUUCUAUCGCCAAUCCUCUCUACUCGUACUCUUGGGGUAGCUCUCUCCCGGGAGAUUUGGGCGGAGGUCCAUGGGACAACUUCCCCUCCACGCUUCGUCGUCCAGUGUCCAACCCCACGCGCAGCAACAACAACGAGGUCGCUUCCCGCAUGGCUAGCCUCCGUCUCUCCCUCCGGGACCGUGUCUAUGGCCUUUUCAUGAGCGGUGGAUCAUGGGGCGAUCUCAGCACGUCUUCCAUUGGUGUCCGCACUUCCCAGAACGGCAACAACCCCGACAGCUUCGAGUCCGUCCACGAUGCGGUUCACGUUACAGUUGGUGGUGAAACUGGUGGCCAUAUGUACUAUCUUGAUUACUCUUCGUUCGACCCUGCUUUCUGGCUCCACCACUUCAACAUUGACCGCUUGCUUGCCAUGUACCAGGUCGUGUCCCCCAACACCUACGUCAGCAACGGAAAUAUCAACCGCCCCAUGGCCCAAUGGAACGCGGGAGAGGCCAAGAACUCGAAUACGCCCCUGAAGCCCUUCACUAAGAACACCAAUGGCGACUACUUCACCAGCAACGAUGUUAAGAACACCCGCGUUCUUGGCUACUACUAUCCCGAGACUGCUGGAUCGCCUACUGAAUCCUCAGUGAAGAGCGCCGUCAACAACCUCUACGGUCCUGGAGCCCCCACCAACAACAAGAAACGAGCCGCUAGCGGACAGUACGAAGGUCGUCCAUUCCGUGAUGGUGACUACAACACUGUGCUCUCCAUUAUUGCUAGCAAGUUUAUUAUGGAUGGCUCUUAUUCAGUCCACUGCUGGCUCGGAAACGGCAAUUCGACUUCCAACUCGACUGCUCCAUAUACAAACUCCACCUUGAACACUGAGUCGCCCGACUAUGUUGGUGCAUACAGCGUAAUGGGUGGAAGCAAGGGCGAUGGCGGCAAUGGUUCCUAUCCCGUCAUGACCGAGGGCUGCCUCCCACUGACCACUGCGCUCCAAGGCAAGCAGGCAUACGGCGAGCUGAAGUCUCUCGGUCCCGAUGACGUCGAGGCCUACCUCAAGAAAAACCUGCACUACAAAGUUAUUGGCCCCGGAGGCGCUGAGAUUCCGGCAGAGAACGUCCCUGGCCUCCACGUCUACGUCAAGACCUGCCCCAUCACCCCAGCCAAGGGUCCCAGCGAGCUCCCAUCGCUAGGCGAUUACAUUGUGCUUCCCAAGGUCACGUAUGACAAGCCUGCUGGCAAGCCGUACACCUACACUCCUUCCCCAGCGGAGACCUCGCCUCCUUACCCAACUGGCACCAUGGUCUUCCCAACCCACCCUGCUGAUGAGCCAGGAUACUGCGUCAGUCAUCAGAAGGUUGAGUAUGUGGAUCCGGCAGGCAACUACUUGUAUUCCGAGUAGGUGAAAUUCCGUCACAUUUUGCAACAUUUCGAGAAAUCCAGCUUGAAGGGUAGAGUGAAGAAGUAGGAGGCGAUGUGUGUGAAUGAGAGUAAAGUGUACAUGCCAUCUAGCUUGGGCCCCUGAUCUCUUUUAAUAGAAACGAACCCUGAUAUUUUGUCUG
Lindgomyces ingoldianus is the source of this 2331-nucleotide messenger RNA. RefSeq names its product Di-copper centre-containing protein. Bases 132 to 2171 code for a protein of 679 amino acids. Gene Ontology annotation, molecular function: oxidoreductase activity. The transcript has 4 exons. Lineage: Eukaryota; Fungi; Ascomycota; Dothideomycetes; Pleosporales; Lindgomycetaceae. The record is from RefSeq and is a predicted model, not a curated record.